This is a messenger RNA of Strongylocentrotus purpuratus (purple sea urchin), 1840 nucleotides long. Its product is annotated as sialidase-3. NCBI's taxonomy places the organism in Eukaryota, Metazoa, Echinodermata, Echinoidea, Camarodonta, Strongylocentrotidae. The coding region runs from base 73 to 1632 and encodes 519 amino acids. The transcript is spliced from 10 exons. Gene Ontology annotation, molecular function: exo-alpha-sialidase activity. Gene Ontology annotation, cellular component: lysosome; membrane; cytoplasm. The record is from RefSeq and is a predicted model, not a curated record. Gene Ontology annotation, biological process: ganglioside catabolic process; oligosaccharide catabolic process.
CUGAGAUAACCGCAGGCCAAGAAAACUGCCUACAUUGAUGGAAGUUGGAACCAGUUACAGAAUCCAUUCACCAUGAGGAUCUGGCACCUACGACGCCUGGUUGUCCUGCUGGGGACGGCAGCCGUCCUGGGGUCCAUCCUGCUCUUCAUGUCCGGGAGCAAGUCAGGCCUGUCGAACAUGAAUUUCUUGGAGAGUGCCCAGAUAGACAGGAUACAGAGACUGAAGCAGAAGAUGAAUUUACCACUGAGGAGAAGUGCACCUGUGGCUAAUAAUGAGACAUGCACUGUACCGAAUGGUAACCUGAACUCAUCUAUGGGACCUCGGAUCCGCCUUGAGAAGCCUGUACUUCAGAAACUGUUACACCAGUCUCAUCUGCCUUCAACACCACCCUGGCCUCGAGAUGUUGAAUCUCUUUUUGACGCUGCAGCCAUCCAGGCGUCAGGACUUCCGGUCUUUAAACCAAGGAUACCGGCGCUGGUCUACCACAAGCAGACUUUCUUAGCCUUCAGCGAGGCCAGGUUUGAUGGGCUCAAGGACUUUGGGAACAUCAUGAUGGUCGUGAGGAGGGGGUUGGUAGAGGGGCGAGAGAUUAGCUGGGGGACGAUUAAGCUCCUUGUUAAUCUGCCCGCAUUCAGGAUAAAUAACCCAAGUCCAAUCGUAGAUAAGGUGAAUGAUGCCAUCGUCCUGGUAUUUUCCGCUUUUCCCACGGAACUCUCCUUCCAAGAUAUGAUGGCGUUCCCCAGGUUUCCCAUGUCCAAGAUGUAUAUAAUGAAGACAUAUGACCUUGGUGAGACGUGGACACCUUAUGAAGACAUCUCAUAUCAGACUGUACUAACGAUGCAUCCCGUCCCUGUUCUUAUGGUGCCAGGUCCCGGACACAGUAUUCAACUGAAGUGUGGUCGAAUCGUUGUUCCAUGUAACUACUUCACGCAGGACAAGAGAGGAAAAUCGCUGAAUGGGCUGUGCCAUAAUUGCAGUAACUACAAUCGAGCUAUCUACAGUGAUGACGGGGGAAUCACGUGGACCGUUGGUGGACGAUCUAAAUUCAAACGGGAUCCAUUCCGCAUCCCGAUUCAUCCCAAUGAAGUCAUGGCUGUAGAAUUAGAUAACGGUGUUGUGAGCCUGAACAGCAGGACGCUUAAUUUCCAGCAGACGAGGGCGGCGAUCUACAGCUUUGAUGGGGGUGCCACACUUUCCGAGACCAUUUUAAAGGACGAGCUCGUUGAACCGGGCUGGAAGAUAACCAAACAGGGAAAGUCUUCUCCUAGAGCUGCGGGUGGAUGCCAGGCAAGUCUCAUAGCCUUCCCAAGACCAAAGGGCAUCACCAUCGGUCAAAAAACAUGGGUCAUUCUCUCCAACCCAGCUGACCGCAUCGAGCGACAGAACCUCGCCCUCCGCCUCAGCAUCGACGGUUGCCAGACGUGGUCCCAGCCAUUCGGUAUCCACGACGUUUUCGCCGCGUACUCGGACAUCACCUACUUUGAGAUGACGGACGCGAAUGGGACAUCCCUACCCCAUCUCGGCCUCCUCUUCGAGGGUGGAAAGCAAGGGCCGUACGAGUACACCAGAUUUAAGAUCUUUACCUUAGGGCAGGUCUUACAGGGUUUAAUGGCAAGUACCCCGAGUAGGUGACAGUGAUGUCAUCCUGUACGUGUUCUGGGGCUUGUUUCACAAAGGUUAAGAUUGACUUUAAGUUGGACUUAACUAUGACAGGCCGUUCAUGCUACUGUUUGCUCUCACUAUUUAGUGACAUUGGUCUAUCAAUGGACGUACAAAUCAUGGUCACAAAUCUACAGAAUUCACAUUUUUGGAUAAUUCAUUAUUGGGAAAAUAAUAUCUA